AUGACGAUAAAAUAUUUUGAAAUAUUGUUCAUCUUAUUAUAGGCGGUGUAAGCAAUCUGAAUAUAUUAAGAAAAGUACAAAGUUAAUGCUAAUUUUUAUCAUUUACGCCACUUAUUAAUCCAUCAGAUCCUUAAUUGGAAUAAGACCAAGCCUUGUAGACAGAAGUAGUUCAAGGACAAAUGAACGUAGGAUUAGGACUUUGGGUGAAAUAUCAACCCUUUAUUGAAAUGAAAGAUCUGAGUACAUUUCACAAUUUUUAAUAUUAGCCGACCGGACUUCAUAGAUAGUUACCACAUCAGUAGGACAGAUUAUUGUUCAAGGAGGGUAGUUUAUUUAUUCAAUGGAAUAAAGUGUCAACAAAUUUAAAAUGCUUGUGGUAUCAAUUAAAAUUGAUUCAACUGCUUAGACUAUAUAGCAUAAUGUAUUUUACUCAUUUAAAUCAUCCUUAAAUACUCUCUCUUUUAACUUUGACAGUUCAAUCUACGAAGGUCUGUGGGUGAUGUUCUAUGUCUAUUAUGAUUAGAUUUUAGGUAAAUCCACAUUUGGAUAUUACACGACUUUAGAAAACAUACCCUCAUAAACUGUUGAUGACUUGCCACCAUUUGUAGCAAGCAUAAAACAUAAAAUCGGUGGUUUUUAUCAAUAUACAAAUUAAAAUGGAGCAAUUGUAGUUCUAAAUCAAUUCACUGGUUUAAUGUCUACCAUCUUUACAACACACGAAGAAAAUAUCUUCUCAAACCUUGAUUCCUGCCAAAAUUUCAUUGAAUAUGAUACUUGCUAUUCUAGUUAAUACAUGGUAAGUUAUAAAAAUUAAGCCAUGAAUGGCGAUGAUAUGAUACGAACAAACACAUUUUCAUCUAGAAAUCCAAUCUAUGUAUUGAAAGGAUGGAUUAUUCUGGAGUAAUUAAGUUAAGCAGAAUAAAAAACUGUGAUAUUUAGAAUAACAAUCAACAAAGAUUAUAGUGAUGAUAUGUACAUCGGAGACAGAGAAGUUCUUCUUGAGUAUUUUUAGAGUAGUUUACCCCUUGAAAAUGGACUUGAAAUUUCAACAUAUUCUUAUGAAUUUCCAUUAAAGGGAAGGUAUAAGACAUAAGAAGAUAAUAAAAUUUCAAAAUUUGGAGAUGAAUUUUCAGAAUUAUUUAUAAAAUGGCAUUAUUUCUAAUAUGAAGUUGGAACCUAAAAUAAUGAUGGAAAACCUAUGCUCUCCUUAUAUUUUCCUACAAUCUCGUAGCUUCAACAAUACAAAUGGCCUCAACCUGUUAAUCAUUUUACAGGAGUUGUCUAUUAUGUAUCUGUCGGAGGAGAUGACUAUUCUCAACGAUUUAUGAAAGGAUAUGUAAGUGAUAUCUUAUUAGAAACAUUCUGUCAACCAGUUGAAGCAUUACUAGUUCCAUCAUGUCAUUACACUUGCUUAACAUGUGAUGGUCCCACAUAGUAUAAUUGUUUAAGUUGUCCUGAUGAUAGUUUUAGAUAGCAUUAAGAAACUGAAAAGACUUGUUUUUGUUAAUAGAGAUAUGUUGAUUAGGAUGGUUAAUAUGAAUGCAAAUCAAUUGUAUAGGCAUUUCCCCAAAUUGUUAAACAAGAAGUUGAAUUAUAAUGCUCAAAAUUAGGAUAUGUUAAUUGUGCUAAUGAUAAUAUUGAAUGCAGCUUUGGAUAUUUUUAAAUAGAUUAGAAUUGUAUUUAAUGGUAAUAGAUUUGUAUAUUUUAGUCCAAAUCAUUUUGAUGUUCUUACAAGAACAAAACUAACUUGUUUUGAUUGUAUAAUUGAACCCAAGAAAUUCGCAAAAACACUCAAAUGUACUCAAGAUGCUGAGACUUAUCACUCUCAAGUUGAAUAUACAUAUUCUGUUUCUAUAAGAAAACCUAAUGAUGUUAGUUAUUUUGAUCUUUCAAAAGAUGGUAACGAAAACUAUUCACUUAAGUUAUGCUAAGGAUGUUUAGGGAAAGGUAGUUGUAAAGAAGGGUAUUUUUAUGAAGAUAAUGAAUGUUAGGAAUGCUUGGAUGGCUGUUUAACUUGUAUUACUAAUUUUAGAUGCAAUAAAUGUUUUCCGGGUUUUUAUUUAGACUAUGAACAUUUAUGUCAGAAGUGCACUAAUUGUAAAACUUGUUUAUUAAACAAUGGAAUUCAAUGGUGUGAAACUUGUUAUGGAACACAAGAAUUAUUGUAUGGUAAAUGUGUAUCUUGUGGCGUUAAUUGUCAGAGUUGUAAUUCAGAUGGGUAUUGUUACUAUUGUUAGGGAUCUCCCUCUUUACAGUAUAUCUCUUUUGAUGGCAAAAAUUGUGAAGAAUGUAAUAUCGAAAAUUGCAUUUAUUGUUUUCAAUAUAUGAUGAAUGGGGGAAUCUACAUUUCUAAUUUGGAUCUAUAAUUCAAUAUCAUAAAUUUAGACUUUAAGUAAGUCUUUUUUGGUUGUGCUUUAUGUAAAUAAAACUAUUUCUUUAAUUAAAGUACUUAGAAAUGCGAAUUGAAACCAGUUAACGAUGACUGUGAUUUUGCAUUAAUUUUAAGUGAUUCAACUCAAAAGUGUAUAAUCAGUUCAAAUAAUAUUGAUUCUGUCUAAAACAUUGAUUGUCCUACUCUCCUUAAUUGUAAAUAAUGCAUAAAAAAUUACAUUGAAACUGAUAGUUUCUGCAUUAUAUGUGAAGAUGGCUACUAUUCUGGUGUAUUGACAGGCUAAUGUUAACAAUGUUUACACAACUGUAAGACAUGUAUUCAACAAAAUAAAUAAUAUCGAGAUUUCUGGAAAUGGUCAAUUAAGGCUUUUUAUAGAUACUUUCUGAACUCGGAUAACGAUCAUGCUUUUGAAAUCUAUGCUUCAACAAAUGCUGAAGCUGAUUUAGAAUUGAUUUGCACUUCAUGUUAAAUAGGGUAUGUCAUGUAUGAAAAUCAAUGCAUAAAGAGUUGUGAUGAAAACUGUAAAGAAUGUGAAAUAAUAGAUGGAAAAUCUACUUGUAUUUAAUGUUAUGAAACUUCAUCAGGAUUUCUCAAAAGUUUGAAUGCUUAAGGAACUUGCUUAACAUGUCCAUCUAAUUGUUUAGCUUGUUUAAAUAGAACCUCCGAUGAAAUUGCUGAUGUCAAUCCAUAUUUUAUAUUAACUAAUUCAAAUGUUUAACUAACAAGAAAAUGCUACGAGAAGUCAAAUAAGAUUAAUUUAUUAGAAAAUUACUUUUAUGAUUCUUUCACAUAGACAAUAUCAGUUUGCACAGACAAUUUAUAGUGCUAUAAUAAAAUAAUAAUUAAAUAGAAUAUCUACUGUGAUUUUGAUGAGUUUUUUAUCAAAUAGUAUGAAUCAAGCGAUGAAUUUUUUGGAUCAAAGAAUAUAUAUAUACAACAAUUUUUUGAUGAUUCAUACUUGAUUUCAAAAGAAACAGCUUCACUUUAUUAAUAUUUAAAUGAGAUCUCUGUUAGAAAUGUUGAAUAUUAAUUUACAUUUAUUUAGGGUAAUUAACCAAAUUGUGUAUUUAUAGAUGUACUUCAAAUUCGCUCAACUUUAUAAUAAAAUGUAUUUGCUAUUUAAUAAGUUGAUCUCGCGUUAAUCGGAUAAACAAACCCUACACAAAUGUAUGUUCCAGUAGAAUUCAAAAUUAGUAAUUACACUACUGUGACUUUUCAAAAUCUCGUGUUUAACUGCGCAUAAAAGCAAGAUUCCCAAUAUACUUAAUCUAUUCUAUCUUUAUUUAAUUUAAAACUAACCUUAACCUUAAAAUUGAUAAACUGUGGUUUUAUUACUUAGAAUGAGACUGAUAAAAAUUAUUCUUUCGCAAUCAAUUCAAAUAUUCCUUAUUCCUUGUAUAUUAAAAACCUAAUGAUAUCUAACUUUUACAUUUACAAUUCUGAUAUUUUCCAAUUCAUAGCUCAAUAAAACAUUCUAAAGAAUGUAAUUGAAAUAGAUAAUGUGAUUAUUGAAAAUUCCUAUUUUUUCAAUUCGACUUUGAUAAAAUUUUUAGCUUAGCUCAACCAUUUGUCUUUAAAUUCUGUAAUAAGUCAAAUUUAAAUUAAAAACACUAAAUUUAUUGAAUCAAAUUUUAUAUAUAGUAGUAGUUUAUUGAAUUAUACAAUUGGAUUAUUAGAUAUUAAUUCUAUCACAGUUGAUAAUACUGAGUUUUCAUGGAAUUCUAACUUUCUAUUACUUUCUUGUGCUGAUUAGUCCGCAAUAUCAAAUGUAAUCUUAAAUAACUCAUUACUAAGCCUUGGUUCAAGUUUUUAUUCCUCAAAUAUAAUAAAUAUUCAUGACAUCAUCGUCAAUAAUACAAGUAUUAUGAAUAGUAUUUUAAUUUCAAAUAAAGUGGAUUAUACUAAAUCCAAUUAAGCAUUAUUAGCAUCCUCCAAUGUAUUCCUAAAGAAAUUUCAAAUUUUAAAUGUUUUAUAUGAUAAGUAAUAACAAAUUUUGGUUAUCGCCAAAUACGAUGAAAUAAGUAGUUUAAAAUUCACAUUAAUGGAAUUCCUCUUAUAAAAUUGUUAAACAGUAUCCAAAACCUAAAUUUAGUAGAUUUCUUACGAAAAUUCAAUGAUUUAUAUUGAAUGCUAAAUUUGUCUCUUAGAAAAUAUUUAAAUCAUUAGAGGAUAUGGAUUACCAGAAAUGACUUUAAUCAAUUCAGAAAAAUUGGAAAUGAGAAAUUUGAUUAUUUCACAAAAUUCAAAAUUCCUAUCAAAAGUCCUACAUUCCUCAUUUGAAUGUGUGAAAUAAUUUGCUAUUUUACAUAUGCAUUUUUUCAUCUAUAUCGGAUAAUAUAAGGAUGUAUUUAUUGAUUAAGUUAAUGUUCUAAAUAGCUUAAGUUUCAACAGCCCAUUCAUAAUUUUUAAAGGAUAUGAUACUCUGUAAAAGCUUCUAAGUGAAACGAUUGUUAUUUAAAAUAUCAAUCUUAUUUAGAAUGUUCUUAUUAUUUCUGAUACAAAUCAGCAUACAUCCUUGAUCUCUAUAGAGUCAGAAUAAAAAUCAAAGGUCACUUUAUCUAUUGCAUAUUUUGCAUUCAAUCAUUUAAAUGAAUAUGUUCAAGAUUUAACUAUCGUUUCAGCUGCAACCAUUUAUAUUUCCUUGUAACAAGGCAGUGUAUUAAUGAAUGAAUGCAAAUUUAUCUAAAACAUUGUUACUAAUUCUACUGAUACAAUCCUCUAUAUUAAAUCUUCUUUUUUGUAAUUACAGAAUUCUUACUUUUAAAAUAAUGGUUUAAUAAAUUUAUCUAAAAUUAGUAAGCAUAUACUAUUUUCAUAAUCUUAAGAUUAAAAUGAAAUUGAUUAUGCUUCCAUAUUCUAAGUUAAAUCUAAUGGAGGGAAUGGGUUAUUUAUAAUCCAAACCUUGAGUAUAGAUAACAUUACUAUUAAUGCAUCCUACUCAUAUAAUGGAGGAGGAUUUUCUAUUAUAACUCAAGCAGUAAGUGUAAUAAGUAUUGCUAAUUCAUUUUUUUACAAUACAAUGUCUUCUUUAGAUGACUCAGUGUAUGCGUUAGGUGGAUGCUUAUAUAUUGAUGCAUCUUCCUCACAACUCAAUUUUCAACUGCAUGAUUCUAUUAUAGAUACAUCCUAUAGUAGACAUGAUGGAGGAGCUAUUUAUAUUACUCCAUCACUCAGUUAUAAUUUGAUUACGAUUUUUAAUUUGAUAGUAAGAGAAUGUUUUUCGCUGUAAAAUACAUUUUUCUCAUACACUCUUUCUAAGAUAGAAACAAUUAAAUCGAAUGUUAUUUUUAAGAAUAUACAAUUCUAAACAACUGAAAAUGGUUUCCAAAAAUAUUUUUCUUUAAUCUAAGAUUUGUCGGAAGACGAUGCUUCAAAUGUUGCUCAUUCUAAUCCUAUGAUAUUCGUGCAAUAUGGAAAUUUCAGCAUAUAUAACUGUAGCUUUCUUUCUACUGUUAUUUAAUUCUUAAUUAAAAUUGAAUAGGCUGAAAAUAUUAUUUUAUCUAAUGUAAAAGUAAUUAAUAGCACUGUUUUGCAGUCACCAUUAUUCAAAUUGAAUUUAAGAACAUGUAAUUAAUCAAUUAUAAUAUUAAUUAGAAAUCUCCGGCUAGUUAUAAAUAUCUAAUCUAUAAUUAACUAAUGUCAUAGAAAGAACAAAGAUUUAUACCGAUUCUUGCAUUAAAUCUAACUCUGCUUUUCACUCUGAAUUGUAAUGUCCUACUUAUGUAUCUUAAGUUGCUUUAAAUUUGAAUGAAAAUGAUUUCACAAAAUAAAAAGAAGUGCAAUUUCUUUGUAAUCAACUUUUAAUAUACUCUAAUAAGCAAUUUAAUUACAGUUUGAUUGAAAUAGAUAACUUUAAUUAAACUCAUUCAUUAAAAGUUGAAAAAAUGGAAUUAACAAAUAUUGUAUGUGAAAACUGUUAAUUUGGUAUAUUUAGAAUUCUUGAAAUUUACUAACAAAACAAAGAAACUAUGAAGUUAUCUUAAAUUAAUAUUAAAAAUUGUAGAUGCGGAAAUACUGGCUGCUUAUCAAUUGUAAAAAGUUUGAAUGAAUUCAUCCUUAAAAAAAAUUUAAUAGGACCUACAAGAAUUCUUUAGCAACAUGAUUAUGAUAACCUUCAUUUUAAGUUAAAUCAACAAAUUAAUAUUGUGGAUAGCUCUUUUUUAAAUAACACUGCAUUUUAUGGGGGAUCAAUUUUAAUAGUAGAACUUGGUACCUUAAUUAAGAAAUGUACUUUUAAAAACAAUUCAGCAUAAAUUGGAGGAGCCAUUUACUAUUCUUCAUCAGAAAGUUAAAUUUUCCUUCUUGAAACUUAAAUAAUUUAAAAUAAAGCCAAAGUUGCAGGAGGAGUGUUCUUAAAUUAAUAAUCCCUUCAAUUGACAAAAGAAUUAGAUAUUCAAUUAUUAAACAAUAAUUCUACCCUGUAUGGUGAGGAUGUUAUUGAAAAUCCGAGGUCCUUAACUCUUUCAAUAGAUGGAGGAUAGACUCUAUUAUAAAAAUCAUUAGUUUCAGUAACUGACAACAGUAUUACAGAAUAAAUAAUCAUUAAGCCUUAUAAAGUUUUAGGCUAUUCAUAAAAAAUGACUUAUUUAACCCUCCCAUCAGGUAGGACCAUAGGUACAUAUAAUUUCUUUGAUCAAUAUACAUCCACAAUAAUUCCAUAUAACUUAACUCUUAGGAUAAUAGCUUUAGAUAAGUUUAACAAACAAAAUAAAGGAUUAUCGAAUUCUUAUUGCACAAUAGAUCCUUUUGCCUUUAAUACAUCUUCUUAAAAUGAAGAACCUAAUGUUAAUUAUAAUCUUUCUUUCUCUAACGUUACUUUUAAUGAAACUUCUGGCGAUUAUAAUUUAGACAAUUUAGUAAUCUAUUUUAUGCCAAACUUAACUAAUAACCUUGUUCUUCGAUUAUCUAUCUAAUGUAGUUCAAUAAUUAUACCUUAAUAUGAUGAUGAACCUCCAUUUGAAAUCAUGAAAAAUAUUACAAAUUAUAGAUUAUUGGUGGAUAUAAAGACAUUUAAUUGUUAAUUAGGUGAGUAUUAGAAUGGGACAACGGGUGGUUGUACUUUAUGUGAUACAGUAUAGAAUUAAUAUUAAGUGUAAUGGAGUGCUUAGAGUUGUAGUUAUAAAGAUGAUUAGAAAAUGAAAUCAAUAGAAUCUUCAAUGAUUGAAUUAAGAUCUGGAUAUUGGAGAGCCUAUUAUUAUAGUUAAACUGUUGAAUAUUGUUAUCAUUUGCCAUCUAAUUGUGAAGGAGGAUGGAAACCUGGUGAUCAAUCAUGUAUACAAGGACAUAUUGGAGCACUUUGUGAACAAUGUGAUCUCUAUAAUAUCCAAUCCUAAGGUUCCUACUCUGUUAGCUCCAAAUAUUCCUGUGGAAGCUGUGAUCAAAUUGCAUUCAACAUCAUUAGUAUUAUUUUAAUAAGUUUAUGGACUCUUAUUUCAACUUUGAUGUCAGUCAGUAGUACAGUGGAAAUGAUUGAUGAAUUUGUUAUUGGACUCAGACUGAAGGCUUUUGGAGUAACAGUUGCAAUUAAGGAAGCUUCAACAGCUAUACUGAUAAAGGUGUUUACUAAUUAUUUAUAAAUUGUAUCUACAAUUUCCACAUUUCAACUUUAAGUUCCAAUUGGUUUGGCCUCUGUUGUUAAUAGCGUUGGCAAUCCAAUUGAAUCAAUGGCAUAUUCUCUUGAUUGUUUCCUUGUAUCUAUUACAGAAAUAUCAAUCAUUUAUUUCAGAAUCAUUUGGGGAUUAAUUAUGGCUACAAUGUACAUUACGAUAUUUUUUGGUUUAGGAGGUCUUGCAAUUCUAUUUAAGCAUGUUAAGAUUGAUUUUUCAUACAUUUCUACUUCUCUAAUUUAUUUAUUCAUCUAUUUGUAACCUAACAUCAUAGGAGGCCUUAUUUCUCUAUUAUCCUAUAGAAAAAUUUCUGAUGAAUAUUGGAUAUAAGGCAAUGUUGCAUACAGAUAUGAUACAAUAUCUCAUGCCAAAUGGGUGAUUGGCUUUUGUUUUCCCCUUUUGAUAAUAUUUUGCUGUAUCCUUCCCUUUUUCUUGUGGUUUGGAGUCCAUAAAAAUAAAUACCAACUAGAUAUGACUAAGAUAAGAAGGACUUGGGGAUACUUGUAUAAUGAAUACAAAUUACAUGCUUAUUAUUGGGAAACAAUCAAAAUAUUAUAAAAAUAGGUAAUUAUUAUUGUGCUUGCAUACUAUGAUGAUCACAUUGCAAUCAAGGCAUCUUUAGUUUUUCUUGUAUUAUUUGGAUAUAGUUACUUGACAAUUUCGAAUAAACCUUAUAUGACUGGAUAACUAAAUCAUCUAGACACUCAUUCUAUUGUGGUUUGUGCUGUUUCAAUUAUUUUGGCUAGUUCUAUUUAUACUGCUCAAUAAUAAAAUUUAUAAGAGAUUGUUUGGCCCUUUUAUAUUAUUAUUGGCGUUCUAAAUGGCUUGUACAUUUUAAAAAUGUUGUUACAAAUAUUAUUUGCAUAUUUUAAAAAACUCCAUGAUAAAAUUGAUAUUAUUAAAGGCUUUAUUUCCAAAAGAUUUCCCAAUUUUGCCAAUUACCAUCCAUUUAUAAAGUAGAGCCUAGAAAGCCGUUAAACAUAAUAAAUAAGAAUCAAAAGAAGGUAUGGAAAGAUCAGAGAAUAUAUUUUCCCCUAGGCUAAAAAGAUUUUAGAGUUCAAAAAGUAAUAUACGAUAUUAUUCUAUAAGGUUCAAUAACUUUGAAUUGCCCUGCGUGGUCGACAUAUAUAAAUUGAUAGGAAAAGAGAAGGAAAUCCAAGAAUUUGAUUAUGGAGAUAUAUAAAGUUUGAAUAGUCCAAAAUAGAGUGAAAUAAUUACUGAAAGAUAAAACUUAAAAACGCUAGUAAAGUAUCCUAACAAUAAUUUGAAUGAGAGAUCAUCUGUUUUUUCAUUUCCCAGACCAAGUGGAACAAGAAUACAUCCAGAAUUAGAUAUGGAAGGAGAGAGUGCAAGAUAAAGUGCUGAUAGAUAGAUUAUUUGA
Molecule: messenger RNA, 9379 nt
Organism: Paramecium octaurelia
Lineage: Eukaryota; Ciliophora; Oligohymenophorea; Peniculida; Parameciidae
Source: the annotation of a GenBank genome assembly